Messenger RNA from Pseudomyrmex gracilis, 2375 nucleotides. RefSeq names its product protein lethal(2)denticleless (gene l(2)dtl). The transcript is spliced from 8 exons. The record is from RefSeq and is a predicted model, not a curated record. Gene Ontology annotation, cellular component: nucleus. Gene Ontology annotation, molecular function: protein-macromolecule adaptor activity; protein binding. NCBI's taxonomy places the organism in Eukaryota, Metazoa, Arthropoda, Insecta, Hymenoptera, Formicidae. Bases 192 to 2147 code for a protein of 651 amino acids. Gene Ontology annotation, biological process: mitotic G2 DNA damage checkpoint signaling; proteasome-mediated ubiquitin-dependent protein catabolic process.
AAUGUGUGUCUUGUUUAUUUAGUGCUGACAUCUCAGCUUCAGAUCGUGGAAACUAUCUCUUCUACGCUACCUUCUAUAUUUAUAUUAUAGUAUCGUAAACAAUCUCUUGCCGCAAAGUAUCUUAUACUCUUUAUACCUAUAUAUACAUGAUUGUUAGUUUGAUUUUGUAAGUGAUUUUAUAUCAGUGCAAAAUGAAAUCGAACAUAGCAAAUGCUGUUUACCGACGAGAAAUGGGAUUUGAACCAAUACAUGAUUAUGAUGUUGCACUUAAUCGUUUGACAUGUUAUCAUGACAGUAUAUAUCGCGGCAUACCGCCAAAUGCAGACUUUAAUUCUGAAACCCCGAUGUUUGCAUGUCGCUUUUCCACUAAACAAGACCAUGAGCACAUUCUUGCUUUAGCAAAUGAAGAUGGAAAACUUGCCCUUCAAGAUACAAGAUCAGAGAAAAGAGAUAAUCAACCUUUGGCUGGAGCACAGGCACAUUGUAAUGCAAUUUUUGACAUUGCGUGGAUGCCCGAUGAAUUAAAACUGGUUACAGUAUCAGGUGAUCACACGGCACAGCUCUGGGAUGUCAAUAAAGGAAUACGUCAACUCAGAUCCUUCCAUGCACAUACUCGAAGUGUAAAGACAGCAAUAUUUCGUGAUCGAGACAAAGCUGUUUUUGCAACUGGUGCUAGAGAUGGCUCCAUUAUGGUAUGGGAUAUCAGAGCCAGCCAGCCAAAACCAGAUAAUUGCAUUGCAAAUGCGCACAAUGUCAAUGCACAUAAUAUAAUAAAACGAAAAACAGUUUCACAAACAUCAAGAAUGCAAAGUAUCACUGGUCUGGUGUUUCAAGAUGAUUUUACAUUAAUUUCAUGUGCUGCAGGCGAUGGUGUGAUAAAAGUAUGGGACUUGCGUAAAAAUUAUACUGUUCAUAAAAAAGAACCGAUAGCCAAACAUUGCAUGAAUUAUGCAGGAACCAGCUCAAAGUACGGCUUUUCUUCGUUGUUAAUAUGUCCUGCUAAAAUCACAUUGUAUGCAAGUUGCAUGGAUAAUCAUAUAUAUGCUUAUAACGUAUCAUCAUAUAAUCGUCAACCAGCAGUGGCAUUUUACGGACAUCAAAAUCUCACAUUUUACAUAAAAACCUGUUUGAGUUCUGAUGGCCGCUACCUUGUCAGUGGAUCGAGUGAUGAACUCGCAUAUAUUUGGCACACUAAUAGACCAGGUUUGCCAUUGGUAAAACUUCACGGUCACACAGAAGAAGUAACGUGCGUUUCUUGGUACAGUAAAAACGACAUUAAGAUAGUAACGUGUUCUGACGAUUAUACCUAUAGAUUAUGGACAGUUGGAUAUGAAGAUAAAGCAGACAACGAGAAUAAACAGAUAUCUGGUCGAGCUGAGGUUGUACUAGACAAUUUUCCAGUAGGUCAUACAAAAUUGGAAACUACUCCAACUACUAAAUAUUCAAAUCGCAAUCAAGAAAUUACACCAGAAUACUCGAAUACUACUCCGGUUAAAACUCCUGAGUUUAACAAUGGAAACUCCAAUCAUCAUGAAGAUAGGCAGAUUCCUCUCAAACGUACCUACCAACAAAUGAUGAUGGGAUCUGAAGAAAAAUUUAAUUCAAUUUUAUCUCCCAUUCGCGAAAACCGCGAGAUGAUUUUCACAAAACGGGCUUACAUGGAAAAUAGCAGUACACGAAGAUUUGGCAGGGAGAAUAUUAUUAAUUCAAGUAGAGGCUACGAUUCGGACGAACCUAGUACGAGCCAGUCUGGGAGCAUAGGCGACGGAAUUCUUUUCUCGCCUACAUCUAACUUGCCAAAUUUUGUCUUGGACGGUACGGCACCGCAUUUGCUCGAGAUGUCGCCGCAGAAAUGCAAGGAGAAUGUAGAUUGGUUAACGAAAAUAAGAAAAGAAAAAUACGAAUGCAGAGUGUCAACUCACAAAACUCAAGUUGUGACACCUGGUCGAAGAUCUAGCAGAUCGCGAUCAACUGAGCCUCAAAAGGUAACAGAGACAAGAAAAUCUGCUAGGAGUACGUUAUUAAACUUUUUCAAAGCCGCGAGUAACGAUUGCGAAAAAAAUCCCUGUUCGAAAAAAAACGGUUUUACUCCUUCAACAAAUUCGGAAGAUAAUAUUAUACCUUCCACGAGUUUAAGUGAACAAUAGCAGACAGUGAAUAGUUACGAAAUAAAAUCUUGAAAACAUUGUUCUUUUGACUUCUACAUCGCGUAAUGUAGAUAUCUCGUACAUAUUUCAAUAUCUUACACAAUCCACGAAACUAUUUUGCAACACUUAACGGUAUGCGUUAUAAAUGUAGCGCAGUACACAGACAAAAUGUAAAAAUAGACUAUUAGAUGUUAUCGAAAUUUGUUGUAAAUUUAUAGAAUAAGGAAA